Penicillium angulare is the source of this 414-nucleotide messenger RNA. RefSeq names its product DUF952 domain-containing protein. The transcript is spliced from 2 exons. NCBI's taxonomy places the organism in Eukaryota, Fungi, Ascomycota, Eurotiomycetes, Eurotiales, Aspergillaceae. The coding region runs from base 1 to 414 and encodes 137 amino acids. The record is from RefSeq and is a predicted model, not a curated record.
AUGGCGGCAUUAGAAUCGCCUCCCCGUUACACCUACAAGAUCGUCCCCUCCACGGCACCAGUGCCCCAGCCGAUUCCUGAGAUAUUGCCGGUCAGCGAGCUAGACCGGGGCUCAGGAUUCAUUCAUCUGUCAACGUCAACUCAAGUGCCCAAUACACUCAAGUUUUUCUUCAAAGAUGAUCCCAUAGUCUAUAUACUACGCAUUGAGUAUGACCGAGUGCAACACAAUAUUCGCUGGGAAUCUCCCGAUGGGAAAGUCUGUGGCCCGCGACCCGGUGAAGGCUUGUUCCCUAAUAAGCAUCUGUAUAACGAUUUGAAGUUAGGCAAAGACGAGGUGGAAAGUGUGGCGAUUUGGCAAAAUGAAGACGGUUGGGACAAAGCCAUUGACGGGGCCAAGCCAUGGCUUCUAUAUUAG